ACGCAAUUUGUUUCUUGUUUGGAUUCCAUAAUUCAUAUAUAAACACCAAACUUCCACAUAGUCAUUUCCAAAGCAAUUAUAUAAAAACGAAGUGCUCAAGGAAAAAAUAAGUCAUCUGCUUGAUUUUGAAAGAUGUCUUUUAGACUAGCCCUAUUCGUCGUGGCUGUGUUGUCGUUAGCUCCCAUCAUUUGUGAGAGCACUUCAAUGGAUAUUGUGAUCGAAGAUGCCGAGGAUGCCUCGGUCGAGAUAGCUUACGAGUCAGAAAAAGAACGAGACGAGAGAACACGACUUUGUGACAAGGUGAAGAAGAAGGCAGAGGAGAUCGUGCUGCAGGCGAGUGAUGGCUACGACGAGAUCACCAUCACCAGUCCCUUGGUCACCCCUGAAGUACACGUGUCCAUCGACUACAUCAUCUCACAGGCUACAGGAAUAAUCAAUUUGGCAGAUGAUUGCAUUGAGAAAAACAACAAAAGCGACGAUCAGAUUCGAGACAAAUUAGCAAUAAUCGAAACAGAAUUAACUGAGCCAAGCUCGGUUGAUGAUACAAAGGACGACGUGAAAGACCUCGACUGCCUUCUCGACUGCUCGGCCAAAGACUUCGCAGAUAUUUCCGAGUCGUUUCUGGAGAAUGCCGAGAACAUCAUAACGGCUGGCCGAGACAUGUUUAACAUGGUGGAAGAAGACAAUCAGUCAACUUACGAGUCGCAACGAGACGCAAAAGAUACCAAAGAGGAGAUCAAAGCUCUGUGUUAUGAUAUAAUCGAUUACGCAACCGAUUUGUCAGGCUCGACUGAUGACUUUGAGGAGAAUGUUCUGGAAGGCGUCGAGAAACUGGAAGUUGCAGUUGAUGUAAUUCAAGCUGAAAACUCAGAAUAGGUUCUUCAAUUCUGGUUUUUGGGUUGCUUAUCUUUCUUUAUAUACAGGUCUGGAUUUAUCUAUCAAACUAAUAUAUUUUUCCCCACUAUCGAUGUAUAAUAAACUAUAUGGAGUCUCUAAUAUAUAAAAAAUAU
Molecule: messenger RNA, 1010 nt
Organism: Symsagittifera roscoffensis
Lineage: Eukaryota; Metazoa; Xenacoelomorpha; Acoela; Convolutidae
Exons: 4
Coding region: 133-876 (247 amino acids)
Source: RefSeq, a predicted model, not a curated record